ACCAACUUUGUUUACACAUAGCUUUUGCAGCAAGUUAUUGAAUGAUAUUCACAUAGACUAAUAAAGGAAGGAUUGUUAUUAAGUAAUAUUGAUUAUUUAGUUAUGACAUAUUGCUAUUAAUUACAUGAUUUGCUAAGUUUCAUCGCGGAAAUAGUAUGGAUUAUUUUUCAACAGAAGAUUAUUCUUCAACAGAAGAUGACGAGCUUUCAGAAGAAAGUAAAUUGGAUAUAUCUAAGAAAGUAGAAAUAUUGGAAAAAGAUCGAGAAGCCAGAUGGAAUGAUUUUAUGGAGAGAUAUUCCACACGUGAUUGUGGUUCAUCAAGUGAUGUUGUGGACAUGGAUAAUAUUGAAAAUUUUGUGUCCAGGAGUUUGUGUCAAAAGAGUCUUGACUGUUCAUCCCUUCAGAGUUCUGAAGUAGAACAAAUUGAUUUUGAGGCUAAUGAUUAUCUUAAGCCUAGUUCUUCAAAAAAUACAAGAUCAAAGAAUUGUAUUGUAGAUGAAAUUAGUAUAUGUGAGAGUCAAAAGUCGGAAUGUUUCAAAUUAUCUGAGAAUAUGAAGGAGGAAGAACAAAUUAUUGAUCUCAAAAACUUCAUUGAAAAUGUUUUAAAUAUUAAAUUGGAAGCAUAUUUUGUCCAGUUGUGGAGUUCUAUUAUUAAAAGAGAUGGAAAACAAUCUGUGUUGAGAAAAGUAUUUCUUGAGAAUAUUAAGAUUGUGAGGAAAAAAGUAGAUGAUGACUUAAUUAUAAUGUAUUUUGAAAAAUGUAUUCAGCUUCCUGAUGUAAAAAAACUAUUUCACACAAUAGAGAAGGAGUUGCAAAGUAAUUUGAAACUGUAUUUUGCAAUGAGAGAGAAAAACAUUAUAAUACACGAUGUUAAUACCAUAGAGAAGGAAUGGGAACUAUUGGAAAAACAGAUUUCCACAAAAGAAAUAUGUUGGUACCACGCAAUAUUGUAUGGAUUUUCACCAUUAUUCGUUUUCAAGAAUGAUAUACUGCAGCAAUAGAAGAGAUGUUUCUUUUUGAUAAUUCAAAUGAAAAGUGAGUAACUGAGAAACAGUGAUAAAAUCUGCUGAUAGGAUCAAAUCACAAAUCAAUCUGCUCAAAUGUGAAAAUCUUUGUGUUUUGUCGAAUUCAAUUGUCGCUUUUGAUAAUUUUUUAUUGAAAUUUGAUGUAUAUGAUUGUAAUAACUGUGUUCCACCUGCAGCAAUUGUAAAAAAAUAAGGCAAUCUACGAAUACGAAUUUUAUUUCACUCUUUUUAUAUCAGUUUGUCCUACUGUACCAGUUGAUGUCAUUUUGAUAUUAUACCCAUUUAUUUUUGUAUUUCUUGUAACUUCUAGUAAUUUUUGUUGUAUUCUUUCAUUAGACAUGUUGUUUUAUUGUGUUUAAACUAUACUUAGGUAUUUAUAAUAAAAAUUAGAAAAUUG
Coccinella septempunctata (seven-spotted ladybird) is the source of this 1422-nucleotide messenger RNA. RefSeq lists its product as uncharacterized. The record is from RefSeq and is a predicted model, not a curated record. The transcript has 2 exons. Lineage: Eukaryota; Metazoa; Arthropoda; Insecta; Coleoptera; Coccinellidae. The coding region runs from base 156 to 1001 and encodes 281 amino acids.